This is a messenger RNA of Salarias fasciatus (jewelled blenny), 2183 nucleotides long. It is a transcript of the gene bbs10, whose product is annotated as Bardet-Biedl syndrome 10. The coding region runs from base 64 to 2007 and encodes 647 amino acids. Gene Ontology annotation, molecular function: ATP-dependent protein folding chaperone; ATP binding. Gene Ontology annotation, biological process: chaperone-mediated protein complex assembly. The record is from RefSeq and is a predicted model, not a curated record. The transcript is spliced from 4 exons. Lineage: Eukaryota; Metazoa; Chordata; Actinopteri; Blenniiformes; Blenniidae.
ACCACAGAAGAAGUCCCGUCUCCUGGAGACGCAGCUGAGCGUCCCUGUGCUGAACGUGUGAGGAUGCUGCCACUGGAGCGUCUCCGUCUGAAAGAUGUCCUGCAGACAGUGUGUGUCCUGGAGUCGGUCAUCCUUCACAGUUUCGGUCCUGAAGGAGGACAGGUGCUGUUCACUCGAGACACAGGACAGGCGAUGUUGAGUCGAAGUGGGACACAUGUACUGACAGCCCUUCACUUGCAGAAUCCUGUGGCCAGGUUUGUGGUGGAGUGUGUCAGGAAGCACAGCGCUGCAACAGGCGAUGGAUCCAAAACCUUUAUCUUACUGCUGGCGUCAUUACUAAGGAUGAUUCAUGCUGCAGCCAGCAAGGAGCCCCACUCGUCUCAAUCCUAUAACUCCAGAGAAGCCGCAGAGACAGCCUCAGCCAGGUGUUUAGCUGACAAACUGCUCGCGUUUGCGUCAAGGGAGUUGGAUGAUAUCAUCAUUACAGAAGUGCUGCCUUAUGGGUGCUGUGUUUCUUGGGAUGACUUCACUGCCAAAACACAAUCCUCAAAUCAAACAAACAAUCUGUAUGUUCAAACGCUGCUGGCUUCUUUUUUUCAUACCCGUCUCAGUCACCUGCACUGUGACUUUAUGAGUAACCUCUUGUUUGAUUUUCUGAAUUGCUGGAAGUUUAAAAAACGUCUACCCUCCUUCUCAGUUCAGUAUUUAAAUGACAAAUUCCCUGCACUGCACACACCUGUAUCAGGCUUUCCUGUCAGUGCUUCACAUCUGAUUGACGGGCAGGUCAUUCACAGGGACUUUGCAACACCAGUUCCUCAUAAUUAUCAGCAACCUGUUAAAGCUGUCGUUGUUACGGGUUGGCUCCAGUCAAAAAUCCUAGAUCAAGGAGAAAUACUUGAUUUGGGGGCCGCUGGUGCAGUGGAAGACAACAGCAUCUUGCAUUUUAACACCUGGAAUGAAAGGUCACUAGAGUGUAUUAUCGCAAAAUUGCGAACUUUGAGGGUCUCCUUGCUUCUGUGUGCAGUGAAGCAGUCUGCUGCCACUCUGGCCUUAGCCACACAGGCUCAGAUUUGCGUUGUGGAGUGUGUCAGUGAAGAUGAGCUUUCUGUUUUUGCUCAGCUAAGUGGAGCCACUCCGGUCUCUGACUGUUGGAUCAUCGGGCCAGAGCAUGUUGCUACACUUUCCUUUUGCAAACCAAUACAGCUGGGAGCCCACAGGUAUGUCCACGUAGCUUUCCACGAUUCAGAAGAAAUGAUCAAGGUCAGUCCCUGUAGUCUGGUACUUUGUGGACCAGGAGAAGAGCAAACCAACCAGUACACAAGUGCAUUUCGAGACGCCAUCUGCAUGUUACUCACAACCUGUGAGCCCCUACCUCUGACUGUAAACACAACAUCAAGGAGAAAACUGACAUCUGUUUUUGGCAGAUCUGAACAUGAAGACCGUCAGACUGACAGCUCAAGUACAAUUUCCCACCACAAGCAAGUGUUGGAGACAGGUUGUGUGAUGCCUGCAGGUGGAACAUUUGAGUUUGUCUUACACCAUGCCCUUCGAAAACACAGCCACGACUGCUCAAUUUCAGUUUCUGCAGAGACGCCUAUUGCUGUUUCUCAGCUACUGGCAAACGCCCUGCUGAGCAUCCCUCGUCAGAUUUACUCUCACAGUCGGCGAGGCUUCCUGGAGACUCAAACCAGGGUCAUCGGUUUUCUUUUAAAUCAUUCCCACCUUUUAGGCCUCAUGCCUAAACAUGAACGCAACACCAGUUCUGCACAUAGAGACGAAAGUAAACCGAGCUCACAUUGUUCCGGAGCGGAUGACGUGCCAUCAGAAGAUUCUACGUUGGACCUGGGCCUUGAAUCCGUCUCCUGUAAAUACCAGUUGCUCCUUAAUGUGCUGCAGUGUCUAGCAGGUCUCCUUCGGGUGGAUGCCAUUCUCCACACUCCUCACAGUCACUCACGCACACUCACACACACUUCCUGGGAGGACCCAGAGGAUGAGGACGAGAUCUGAGAUUGUCAUUUUACAAACACAAGGAGCAUUAGUAUGUCUUCUCCCCAGAUUUACUCAGGUACUGUUUAAAACUCAGACCGCUUGACUAAAGAAAUGUUCAUAGACCUGUAUUGUCUAUUCUAUUUUAACACAAGGUUUUUACAUUCCUGCAGAGCACUAAAUUAUUUUUCCUGGUG